AUGUCGACCAGCGGGGAGGUUCUCUUGUCGCCACUCCUGCCUGUCACUGUGGAUGAUCAUGGUGCGUGGGUUAUAGUCGUGAGUACGAUUCUGCUUAUAAUUACUGCUCUCGCGACAACGGUUACUUUCAUAUCACGUAUUCGCAUUCUUCGAAAACUAUCUUGGAGUGAUUCGGCUGUCUUUUUGAGCUUGUUCUUCUUCAUUCCUCAGACCGCGUGUAUCAAUAUUGCCAGUUUCCAUGGAAUCGGAAAACAUCGACACGCAUUGAGCGAUCCCUCGUUUGAAGUCUACAGCAAAACCGUGUUCGCUAGUCAACUUCUCGCUGUCGUCGUACUCAGUUGCUCCAAAACCGCCGUCGUUCUCCUGGUGCUAUCCUUGCAGCCAUUCGAGAAAAUCACGUUUGCAUGCAAGUCAAUUUUGGGCAUGAUUGCUGCAUGGACCCUGGCUUCACUCGUCGCACUCGGAACACAAUGCAACCACCCGCGGCCGUGGAUUUCCAGCCCCGAUAGAUGUGUCAACCAAUAUGCGCUUUACAUCAGCCUAGGGGCUAUUCAUAUGAUCCUGGAUUUGAGUAUUAUCGCAUUACCAAUGACGCUUCUUCAUCAAGUCCAGAUUAUACAAUGGAAACGCCAUCAGAUCUCGGCCCUCUUUGCAACGCGCAUCCUAGUGAUGGCUCUGACUAUUGCCGGCCUACGAUCCCUCCAUCCAAUUUUCAAAUCAAAACACCCAGAUCGACCAUGGCACAUGGUCAUGCAGGCAAUCUGGCUCCAACUCAUACUGAGCUCGUCAAUUCUGUGCACAUGCAUUCCAACUCUGAAACGCGUCCUCGCGGAUCUACAAACAGGCAUGAUGGCAGGCGCCGUAUCCGAGUUUUUCGAACAAUCCGUCUCAGGCCAUACCAAUACGGGAUCUCACUCGGGUUCAAAAUCUGAUAGUGGCAUUGGACAGGGAUCUGCGAGUUCAACACCCCACUCGCGACCCCGGAGAGAUUCCACUGGCGUGGAGCGUGUGGACAGUCAGGCGAUCCUGCGUGAUCAUGCAAUCGUGCAGACUAUCGACUACGAGGUUCGCUACGAUGGUAAGCCGACUAGGGUUUCCAGUCACUAUGAAAGUGAUUCAAGUAUACACAUGGACUCAGACACCCGCUGA
Penicillium olsonii is the source of this 1149-nucleotide messenger RNA. NCBI's taxonomy places the organism in Eukaryota, Fungi, Ascomycota, Eurotiomycetes, Eurotiales, Aspergillaceae. The record is from the annotation of a GenBank genome assembly.